AUGGAUGGAAGAAAUUGCUCCUCCUUGAAUGAAUUCAUUUUCUUGGGAAUAACGAAUAACCCUGAUAUCAAAAUGACCCUUUUCAUCAUAUUUCUAAUUGUUUAUCUCAUAACUAUUAUGGCAAAUCUUGGAAUGAUCAUUUUAAUUAGAAUGAAUUUGCAGCUUCAGACACCAAUGUAUUUUUUCCUCAGCCACCUCUCUUUCUGUGACCUCUGCUAUUCUACUGCAAUUGGGCCCAAGAUGUUGGUGGACCUCUUGGCCAAGAACAAAUCAAUUCCCUUCUACGGCUGUGCUCUGCAAUUCAUGAUACCCUGUAGCUUUGUAGAUUCUGAGUGUCUUCUGCUGGCAGUGAUGGCCUUUGAUCGGUACAAGGCCAUUAGCAACCCCUUGCUCUAUACAACAAACAUGUCCAGGAGGGUGUGCUUCCUACUCUUGGCUGGGGUUUACUUGCUGGGUAUGGCAGAUGCUUUGAUACAUACUGUAUUAACAUUCAGCGUAUGUUUCUGUGGGUCCAAUAAGAUUAAUCAUUUCUUCUGUGAUAUCCCUCCUCUCUUACUGCUAUCUUGCUCAGACACACAGGUCAAUGAGCUAGUGUUAUUCACCACUUUUGGUUUUAUUGAACUGAAUUCCAUUUCAGGAGUUCUUGUCUCUUAUUGUUACAUCAUCCGAUCAGUCUUAAAGAUCCACUCUGCUGAGGGAAGGUUCAAAGCUUUCUCGACGUGCACCUCCCACUUGACUGCAGUUGCAAUUUUCCAGGGAACUAUGCUCUUCAUGUAUUUCCGGCCAAGUUCAUUCUACUCCCUUGAUCAAGACAAAAUGAUCUCAUUGUUUUACACCCUUGUGAUUCCCAUGUUGAACCCUCUGAUUUAUAGCUUAAGGAACAAGGAUAUGAAAGAGGCCCUGGGAAAGCUGAAAAAUAAAAGAUGGUUUUAA
Molecule: messenger RNA, 933 nt
Organism: Galeopterus variegatus (Sunda flying lemur)
Lineage: Eukaryota; Metazoa; Chordata; Mammalia; Dermoptera; Cynocephalidae
Product: olfactory receptor 5W2-like
Exons: 1
Coding region: 1-933 (310 amino acids)
Biological process (GO): sensory perception of smell; G protein-coupled receptor signaling pathway
Cellular component (GO): membrane
Molecular function (GO): odorant binding; G protein-coupled receptor activity; olfactory receptor activity
Source: RefSeq, a predicted model, not a curated record